AUGAACCUUCCAAGCGCCGAGAAGAUGCAAUGGGAUCCCUUGUCUGAUGAGGAGCUGAAGUUCUGCUGGCAGUGUUUGGUGGAUCAGGGGCAGCUAACGACCUCGAAACUGCAGAAGUUCAUGUUGGAGGUCACUGGAGAUGAACUCACAGCCAUUCAGGCCACAGAUUUGUUGGGAUACUUGGAUGCUACUGGAGAUGGUCGGGUUGGCAUGGAAGAGUUUCGGCAUUUCAUGUCCACCAGUGAGCUGGACAUGACGGACGUGCAGACCUUUCUCUGGUCGCCCACCAAGAGCUUUCGCGAGCGCCUGGGCUUGGUGCGUGUAGCACUGAGUGAGAAGGCACCAGAUCCAGGCAAAGUUGAGGAGCAGCCGCACCCCUGGGACGGCCUCUUUCUUGAGGCUGAGGAUCCUCCAACGGAAUUCUCCAAGAUCAUGGAUUCAAAUCGUGAGAGAAGGAACAGCGGUGGAAAGAAAGCAAGCCCGUCCGUCCACCAGCGGUGGAGGAGGCUCCUCCAGAGGAAGCUGAAACUGUCAACGAAUCCCGGCCGUCACGAGCGUCUCCCCCCAAGCAGUUGGAUGAGAAGACCUUGGCCAGAAUCGCGUUGA
Cladocopium goreaui is the source of this 606-nucleotide messenger RNA. NCBI's taxonomy places the organism in Eukaryota, Dinophyceae, Suessiales, Symbiodiniaceae. The record is from the annotation of a GenBank genome assembly.